AGAAGAAAAGUAAAGAUGAGUCUAAAAGGGAAGAUGGUGCGGCAGGUGGCCAUUAAAUCCAACGGAGAUGUCUUCCAUGAGAUAUUCAGGCACAGGCCACAUCACAUCUCCAAUAUGUCCCCCGAUAACAUUCAGGGCUGCGACUUGCACCAAGGCAACUGGGGUACUGUGGGUUCUGUCGUUUUCUGGAAUUACACUCAUGAUGGGAAGAAGAAGGUAGCCAAGGAGAUUAUCCAAGCAAUUGAUGAGGAAAACAAGUCGGUGACCUACAAGGUGAUAGAGGGAGAUCUGAUGCAGCUGUACAAGACCUUCAUCAUCAUCGUGCAUGUGGACACUAAAGGAGAGAACAACCUGGUGAACUGGACCUUCGACUACGAGAAGCUGAACGAGAGAGUUGAAGAUCCAAACACAUUGAUGGACUUCUGUAUUGCAGUCACCAAGGACAUUGAGACCCAUCAUCUCAAAUAA
Molecule: messenger RNA, 468 nt
Organism: Thlaspi arvense
Lineage: Eukaryota; Viridiplantae; Streptophyta; Magnoliopsida; Brassicales; Brassicaceae
Source: the annotation of a GenBank genome assembly